Molecule: messenger RNA, 15082 nt
Organism: Nicrophorus vespilloides
Lineage: Eukaryota; Metazoa; Arthropoda; Insecta; Coleoptera; Silphidae
Gene: HERC2
Product: E3 ubiquitin-protein ligase HERC2
Exons: 44
Coding region: 304-14877 (4857 amino acids)
Biological process (GO): protein ubiquitination
Molecular function (GO): zinc ion binding; ubiquitin-protein transferase activity
Source: RefSeq, a predicted model, not a curated record
AGUCAUCAGCAGUCAUCAGAAACUUUGAGCGUAUGAUGAAGACUAUCUGACGACUGCUAGUGAAUCAUCCGCUGCGGGAUUCCGUCGUCAAGUGUUGUUAUUGUUUUUCCUCAUAUAUCAUCAUCAGUAACCGCGUUUGACCAGUUGUCAAUUGCAUGAUUGUUUUGUAAAUUUGUUAAUUGUUUUCCUUUUUGUUUUUGUUUCGUCUUUAUUGUUUUCUUUUUGGAAAUAUGGCUGCCGUCUGAACGUCAAAUUUGUAUAUUCCUUUAUUUUGGUCAUCCAUGAGUUAACUCCGACCCGAGAAUGUCUCACAUUGAGACGAAGCUGAGGGCCCAUAGCCGACUCGAUCUGAAAUGGCUCAAGACUGAUCUGCAGGCCGUCUUCCACUCGCAAGACAGUUUGCACAACUUGUGGAACCGUCUUAUCAUUGAUGGUGAACUAACAGGCACCUUCUCCGAUGGCCUCCUCAACUCUGCAGGAGUCAUUGCCAGGAAGUGGGACCACGACAAGUACUACUGUGGUCUUCGGGUAUUAACAUGCACUUGCUGCGAUAGCAUUUGCGGACCGAUGUCGGGCUGCAAUUGCUUACCAUGUCAGAAAUUGGAUGCCGAAGAAUCUAAACAAUCGGAUCCAGAUAACGUACCGCCUUGUCUACCUCAAUAUAUAUUAAAUUCUUGGACCUGGGGACCGCAGCCAAAUCAGGAUCAAUUGACGACUCUUAUAAGAAGCUUGAACAAUGAACAACGUCGGCUAUGCUUGGAAGCGGCGAACACCUCGCUCUCGUCCAUGCGUCUUCACCAGAGGCUCAUAAUUUAUAAGCGUUAUUUCAUUGCCGUUAAUCGCGUACCAUAUGUUUCUGACAUCGAAAACAACGCGGUCACCAGAAAAUCCAGCAUGGAGGGUGCAACCGAGGUGGCCAAAUGUAGCCGCAGCAAGGGCGGUGGUUCCACAACACCAGCAACGACCGCCUCGUUAACUCUUGAUCCUACAUUGGGUUUAGCUCGCGUUGGAUCAAGAGCCGCCCUCAAUUUCUCCUUUGCUUUCCUUAGGCGUGCUUGGAGAUUAGGCGAAGACGUAGAUUUGUGUAGUGAGCUUUUGUUAGAAUCUCUAGAGGCUUUGCAGUUGCUUCCUGUUGCUACGCUUUUUGAUGAGGUCACCGUCUCUCCGAUCUGGCUGGAAGUUGUAGAGAGAUCUUCGAAAUUCCUUCGACAAGUUGUUAUGGGCGAUUUAAAUAGCGUACGACAGUAUAACGUUCCAAUGGAGGACCAACACACUUCUCUCAAUCUGCUAUUGGAAUUGGCACUGCAAAAAGGAUCGUUGAGUAGUAUUUUGGAAAUGACACUUUUGUUAUUCCACCUUUGGGAAAAACGCACUCACAUUGAUGAUAAUAGAUCACCUCCUAAUACAGCAACUGCUCCUUUAGCAAUGUUCCUAAAGAAGUUCGCAUUAAUUCCGUGUUCCAAACCAUCGAUUGAAGAUGUUGAAGACCCUCGCUGCACAAAAGUCUUCCUAAAGUUCUGUAAAAUGCCUGAAGAGGAUUCGGUAGAGAUUGAUAUGAAUCGUGCUUCUGUAAUGUUAUUGUCUCAUCUGGAUAGACUUGCUGCACCAUAUAUACCACCACAAUCAUUCAAUAAGUCUGUUAUAAAUUACAAUGGACAGCAAUUUCUUGCCUGGGGAUUUCUCUCCUGGAAUAUCGGAGUUGGUCCGCAAGCUAUCGAAGCUCUAUCCACAAUCAGCAUUUACCAAUUGUGUUGUGCUUAUCGCUGCCUUUUAGCUCUAUGUACUUAUGGCAACGUUUAUAUGAUUCAAUUGUGCUCGGAGACACCGUGCUUACAAAAAGUUGAAGGAUUGAGAAACAAGGACGUGAUUAAAAUAGCCGCUCAUCCCGAGGGUAAACAUUUUCUGGCUUUAACGAGCAAACAAGAAGUAUAUUCAUGGGGUAGCGGCGACGGUGGCAGAUUAGGGCACGGUGAUACUCUGUCAAAGGACGAACCAACUCUAAUAGAAGUUUUAAAAGACAAGGAUAUUGUAGACAUAAAAUGCGGAGGAUCUUACAGUGCUGCAAUAUCCGAGAAUGGAGUGCUGUAUACUUGGGGUCGUGGAAACUAUGGUCGAUUAGGUCAUGGAACUUCUGAUGACUGCUUUAUCCCAACAAUGGUGUAUGCAUUAUCUGGUCAACAUGUCGUAACAGUAUCUUGUGGAUCGGGAGAUGCUCAUACUCUUUGUGUUACAAGUCAAGGACGCGUUUACAGCUGGGGAGAUGGAGAUUACGGGAAAUUGGGUCGUGGUGGAUCUGAUGGUUCGAAAAUACCUCGUUUAAUAGAACGACUGCAAAAUGUUGACAUCAUCGAUGUAUUUUGUGGAUGCCAAUUUAGUAUGGCCCUAUCGCGUGAUGGUAAGGUCUACAGUUGGGGUAAAGGCGAAGGUUGGAGAUUAGGGCAUGAGACCGAUGAACAUGUUAGAUUUCCUCAGAUGAUACAGACUUUAGAAGGUAAAAAAAUCAUAAAAUUGAGUUUAGGUACGGGUCACGUCCUUGCUCUCACCGAACAGGGAGAAGUUUUUGGUUGGGGCAAGAACGACUACAAGCAAGUGUGCGACAGCAAUGAGAAUUUAAUACAAAGACCUUAUCUAUUGGACUCGUUGCAAGGGCAGAAGGUCAUAGGGGUUUGUUGCGGACCUACGCAGAGCUUUAUUUGGUCGGAUUAUAGUUCAUGGAUACCCCACAGUCGCAUACCUUUCGUAAUUGAUCUAAGCGAGAACACGUUCAGAUAUAUAGAACAAUUAUUGGAGAUAGUUUGCGAGAACACCAAACAGUCCAGCAGUGUCAUUAAUUUCCCCUUAUCGCAGGAGAACGAAUGUAUAGCUAUUGCCUCGUUGAAUCUACUACUCUUGCAGUUGCAUUGCAUAAUCACCAACAAUGUGGAUUCAAAGUAUUUGGGAUUAGGUGUAGGAAGCAAACUAUUGAAUAGCUUGAAGACACGCGUCGUUCAUUUGGCUAGUUCCAAUGGGAUUAUGUCCACUGUUCAGCAGGCGGCUCAGGCCACUCUGCAGGCAGGUUGGAGCAUACUUUUACCAACAGCGAACGAACGUGCGCAUACUUUGAGUUCACUUUUACCAAACACAGGAAUUGAUCCAAGCGUGGUUAGCUGCGGACACCGAUUCAUGACUGAUCUCUUGGUGUGGAGUUUGAUGGCAGAUGGGGGCUUGGAGACAGCGCUCUGUGAAGCACUGCGUGUGGAAUUGUCAGAACUAGCCGAUAUCGAUGAGACCUUUGAAGCGUCCAUCAACCAUACCGCUAUACCUUUGCUUCAUUUGGUUAAGCAACUGCUAAGAAAUGGAAGUACUUUUACGCAACUACGACUACAAGAGUUUACGUCCACUGGAAAGCUUAAUGCACAGCCUCAUAAAUCCACGCACUCGCCGAGUUUGAAUUUACUUCUGAGAUUUCAGCGUUUACUAAUUGCUAAAAUAUAUACCAAAGAUAGCGACAUUCUGCAAGCGGCCGAAUCGCUCCUUAAGAAAUAUCUGCAUCAAUUAACUGAGCACAUCACAGAGACUCUGAUUAUCGCAUACGAGGCUGCUAUACACCGUAAAAACUAUUUAGCUGUAAUGCAGAUGAUAAAAGGAGAUAUUAUUGAUAUACUGCUUCCUGAACUUAUUGUAUCCAUGAUUCUGCUACAGCAGGAAAUCGAAGAGUUUUUGUUCACCAUGGACUGGAUGCAUGUCUUUGAUAGCGUCCUUGCUUCUUUGGAUAAAUUAUGCAAGUUAUCGCCGGACAUCGAAGCAUCUGAUACCGAUGAUGUAUCUUGGCCGGGCGUUCCACACACUAGAUCCAACCCUUAUGCAUCACACAAAAAUCACGACGAACUACCUCUGAUAAGAAAAGCUGAUUUGGAAAAUCAUAAUUUGGAUGGCGGAUGUUGGGUAGUUAUCAACAACAAAGUCUACGAUAUUCAAGAUUUCAGAUGCGAAAAUUCUAGUAUGAUGGAAAUUCUUCAUAAAUAUGCAGGAAAAGAUGCUAGUCACGUUUUCAAUAGCACUCCCCAUAGUUUGUCCACACUUCAGAUGAUGGAAACGUACGUCAUUGGAAAUUAUUCCCAACAAGAACCUGACUCUAGACAAAUACCUUUGGACAGUUUACACGUGUUGUCUACACUUCUGGACACUGAGAGACACUUGGGUCACUUGCUAGGAUUGCACGCUUUUCAUAUGAGACAAAGUUUACCUUUGCAAGAACCAGAAUUUCUUAGCAAAGAUUGGACUGAGUCUCCAUUUUUACGAGGAGGUUUACAAGUCGUAUUACCGCCAAAUCCCUUUGAAGAAGAAAAGGGUGAUGCAAGGAGUACAAAUUCGACAGCUGGAAAUACUCCAACGGAACCGCGCGUCAACACCACGCAUCACAUUAAAACUAAUAAAACUCUUCAAAUUCCAUUAAAUCGCAUCAACAAUUUUAUAAACGCUUUGGCGGAGAGUAGAUUAUCUGACUCUUAUGUGCUAGCGUUCUUGGCUGUAGUAGAACAACAUUCAAAGCAAAAUAACUUUUUGACACGCGUCGAUUUUUCCUUCGAGCAUCCCGUAGAGGAGAUCGGUAGAGUGCUGUUUGCAGUUUUAUUGAAACAUUUAGGACUCGGGUAUAUAUUAUUACCAAUACUAGAUGCAUAUUUAACACAACCAAAUGUAAAAUUACCGAAGGCUCUCGCCGAAAUGGUAAAGUUGGUACAUACUACCAAGUGGAAUUUGAUUAAAAUACGACAGGAACAGAACCGCAGCUAUAAAGAAAUAUGCAUUCCAGUAUUGGAAAAAUGCAGGUUUCUAUUGUACGAGAUUAAGCCUGCCAUUAGCAUAGAAAUGGAGGCCUAUAAGAACGUAAAUGUUCUUUACAAGGAACCGCGCGUGAAGACAUUGGUGAAGAAAAUCAUUAAGGAUCUUAAAUGUGGUCGUCACACGUCAGACAUUCAAAAACCGGAAGACAUUGUUAAUGCUACGAUCCAAUCUCAGAGCAUAGAAAGGCAUAAAUCCAAUGAAGAUUUGACCAAAAGCAGUGUAAAGAAAUGUGCAUCCGAUGGUAAAAUUUCCGAAAGCAAAAGCGAUACCGAUGAUGUGAAUAAUGAAAUAAAGAAUGGCACUGAUAAAAGUACUGCCGAAAGAGUUAUGUCUGAGUCGUACAAUGCAAAAAGCAUUCCUAAGAAUUGCACCGACCUGAAGACUGAGCUUGAAGAGAAGUGGACUGUCGAGUCUAAAGUUGAGAUAGAACAGUCCGAUCAAGACAAAGAGAAGAAGUACGAAAAUGAGAUGGCGUUGAGCGCGUUGCUGACUAAACUGACUGAGAAGAAGAUGAAAAAGGUAUGCAAUGAGAAUCUGGAAAUGAUGAACACGAUUCUUGAAUUUGUAAUGCACAACAAUUCCUGUGAUAUUGAUACACUGCGCAGAGCAAUGUUCUGUCAGGUGAGACGCUGUAAGAUUAGAAAGGAAGGCUUAGAGUUAGUGAAAAAUUUACUCUCUAGGCAUUAUUUAUUAACAUCAACACGGUAUGCUAUAAUCAAUGGUUACUUGGGUUUGACAAAUAUUUCAACCAAGGAUAACAUGUCCCAUUGCUUAGAUGGUAUUCAACUGGUGACUCCGGCAUUAAAAACAGAAAUACUCCUUAGUCAACUUUCCGUCACAGAAUGGUGCAUUGAGUCCUUGCGCAAUUGUAUUCUUAAAGAUUUUCCGAAUCGUGUUGGAAAACAAAAAUCAGUAAGUGCGAAAAUCAAUUUGAAUUUAGGUACGUAUACUUUGCUGCGGGAUAUUCCAAGAGCAAGAAUGCUGCUGGCUAUCUUGGGAAUGCUGGCAUCGAAUCAUUAUUUGCCGAUGGAAUUGAGUCCGUUGAUCAAUAGCGGAGUUGUCAGUUCCGUAUUGGCAUUACUUCGACAAACUGGAUGUGAUCAGAGUAUCGUAAGGAAAGUGUCUGAGUUCUACGUACUAUAUGCUGAUAUGGUUGAGACUUCCAAGCCGAAGACCAGCUCAUUGAGUGGUCCUGAGUUGGCGGCGUUGAUGAAAUUGGGUGUUCGAGUGAUCAGAGGGACGGACUGGAAGUGGGGAGAUCAAGAUGGACCACCUCCAAGCGAAGGCAGAGUUAUCGGAGAAAUUGGGGAUGAUGGUUGGGUGAGAGUCGAAUGGGCUAACGGAACAACCAACAGUUAUAGAAUGGGCAAAGAAGGAAAGUACGAUUUAACUUUGGCCACACCUCCAUCUCCAGUGUCAUCGGAAACUGAUUCUGAAGAAGUCACUGAUACAGGAUCUCAUAUAAUCAAAGAUAAUCAACUGAUUAAGUUCUUAAGGGAUAGCAGCAUAAAUUUCUUACGCAAUAUUGCAAUAAGUGCCGGACUUGCGAAAGGGAAUUUAGAUCCGUCUACUAUACACGGUUUGAGCAGCCUCUUUUGUAGCACUCUCAAAUCAGGAAAUCAAGACUGGUGUAGUUUGACGCUUGUAAGAAGCAUAGCCCAGUCGUCUCAAAAUUCUAUAGCAUUUAGCACAAAACCUUGGGUUAAUAUGCUACUGAGUUUCAUUUCCGCAUCGAAUAGCGCAGGUGGAAAUGUUGUGAAUUUACCAAAACAGAUUCUCUCCGUGCGCUUAUUGCAGACGGUGUUGCAAUCCUGGGAUAUGGAUAAUUCGGAAAUACUACCGCUGCUCGAAAAGGUGUUGAAUAUUUUAGGGAAAAUUAUUUUAACAUGCUCUUAUGACACCGGCAACAAACCCCUAUGCGAGUCAAAAUCGCUAGUUCUUUUGACCCAAUCACACAGCAGCACUCUGGCUCAAGAAAUAAUUAAUUUAUUACGGACCUUGCACGGAUUGGUCGGUUGGAAUCAAGUGCUCAAUGCGAUUUUGGUAAAUAAGUUGAACACUGCGGCGUACUUCCUCAGUGAACCAAAUGUGCUUUCUGUGUUCAAUGAGCCAACAAAUGAGCCUCAGCAUUAUAUGGUAACUGCCAGUUUAAAUGUAAUUGGUGCUUGGGACGUACGACCACGAAUUGGAGCUGUUGCUGAAGUAGAUGGUUCUGUUGGAUCGGUUAUAAGGGUUACACAAAAGGGCAAACUUUGUGUACAAAUUCACGACACCGGUGAAAUAAGAAAGGUUGCAUUGCCUGGAUUGAAGCUUAUACAACCAAUCAACUUUAAUUUGGAGCGUAUGCUAUUUGGGGAUAACCUGGUGAAGACCUGGGCCACGCUGUUACUGAAUAAGCAGUACUCCUUCUGUAUCUAUGACAGAAAACCAGUAUACGGACAGGUAAAUGUUCCUUACUUGCGCAGUCAACAGUACAUGCUGAGCAGCUUGAACGCGUCGAGGGUAUUAAAUUCUAGUCAAAGUAAGUUGAGGAAAGUCCUGAAACACCCAAUCAGUUCCAUGGAACAAUCUCAGGAACAACAAGAGGAUGAUGGUCCGCAGCAACCUAUUCUAUUGAUGCAGAAAAUCUUAAUGAAGGCCACACAGCCAAGCCCAUUGAAGCCAGGAUUCACAUUAGAAGAAAUGCAAUUGGCCGCGUUGAAUCUAAGCCAGUAUUUAGCUGCGGAGGGUAACUUCGAUAAGCCUGCGAUUGUUGCUGCCGGUUCUUCGUCGUCAACAUCGGCUGUAGCUGCUGCCUCAGCUUGCUGCAUCAUAAAUAACGAUAAAGGGGUUUCGAAGAAUAAAGAGGGCGGAAGCGAACUGCCUACACCAACCAGCGAAGGUUCCGUGAAAUCUGUCGUUAGCGAAAAAAACGCAAAGAAAAAGAAAAACGAGGAAGCAAACCAACUGCCGGUGAAUCCGAUUGUUACUCAAAUUGUGGAAAUGGGUUUCUCCAAGAAAAGUGUCGAAAAUGCUAUGAAGAAUAUAGGAGUUGCUGCAGAUUCUUUAAUUACACCAGAAAACAUAAUAUCUUGGUUGCUCGAACAUCCCGAUGUUGUUGCGUCAGAUACCGAAUCUCUAAGCUCAUAUUAUAGUUCCGAUACUGAAUCAGCAUCUGAUCAAAUUGAUUUGGCUAUGAAUUCGUUAGGAGAAUGUACCGGGAUGGGCGAUUCUUUAUCACCAAAUGCUAUAAUUUUCAACCAAAGAACUGAUUUCUUGUCUAAUGACGAGUAUGCGAUGUAUGUGCGUGAUAACAUCGAGAUAGGUAUGUUGGUAAGGUGUUGCAGGAGUUACGAGGAAGUACAUGUAGGGGACAUUGGAAAAGUGAUUAAAAUAGACAAGGAAGGUUUACACGAUCUCAAUGUUCAGGUGAACUGGCAUAACCGGGUGUAUACAUAUUGGGUGCGUUUUAUUCACAUCGAAUUGCUUGGGUUUCCUCCAAGUCUUCCAGCGCCAACUGCUAUUAAAAUUGGAGAUAAAGUUAGAGUAAAGUCUACAGUAUCCACACCUCGGUAUAAAUGGGGUUACGUAACUCACGACAGCGUAGGAAUAGUUGUAGCUAUUUCUUCAAAUGGCCACGAUGUCACCGUCGACUUUUCAAAGCAACAGAAUUGGACCGGUCUUCUCUCAGAGAUGGAAUUGGUACCUUGCAGCCACGAAGGUGUCACUUGCAACGGAUGCGGCGUAAGUCCUAUUAAAGGUGCCAGAUACAAGUGUAAGACUUGUGAAAAUUACGACUAUUGCGAGAAUUGUUUCUUCACCAAGAAAAAUCAUCGGCAUUCUUUCAACAGAAUAGUGGAUACUGGUGCUCCAGAAGUAUACGUAGGUAAACCAGGCCGUUAUUAUAGAAAUGAAUUUUUGGAGUCCGAAGGCUCUGUAACAAACGAAUGGAGCCGUUGCGUACGAAAUGUGUCCGUAUCUUCACAAGAAGUUUUAGCCAAUUUUGAAAACCCAGGAUGCGUGUGGCAAAGUUGCGGAAUACAAGGAGAGCAUUGGAUACGUCUUGAGAUACAACCAGACAUACUUAUAAAGAGCCUAAAAAUGGGUGUGGAUCCUUCUGAUAAAACUUACAUGCCAUCAGUUAUCAUAAUUAAUGGUGGGACUGCUGUGGGAUCUCUUUCAGAAUUAAAUGUGGUCUACGUGAGUAGCACAGACAGAAUGGUGACGUUACUUUCCAAUAUGGAUCAGUAUUAUCCAAUGAUUGAGAUUGCCAUAGUGAAGUGCAAGACGCGCGGCAUCGAUUGUAAAAUACAUGGAAUAACUAUUGUUGGAACAAAAAAGCAUGCUCGCGGAGAAUUGAAGACCUCUGUUUGUUUUUUGGCCAAUGAUUGGGAUUUAACUCAUGAACAAACUUUUAAUACACCGUAUACUGCGCAAGGUUCUAGUACGGGCAACAGCGGCAGCAACGACUACAAAAAUUCUAAUUGCAAAGUGUUCGUUUGGGGAUUGAAUGACAAAGAUCAGUUGGGUGGUAUGAAAGGGUCGAAAGUCAAAAUUCCGGUACAGUCUGAUUUCUUCAAUCAGCUCAGACCCAUCCACAUGGCAGGUGGUUCAAAAUCACUGUUUAUUGUGUCUCAGGAAGGGACGCUGUAUGCGUGCGGGGAGGGAACAAAUGGUAGAUUAGGUCUAGGCCAUAAUAGUAACGUGUCCUUUCCAAGGCCCAUUCCGUUCCUCAGUCAAUAUGUUAUUAAGAAAGUUGCAGUUCAUUCUGGUGGUAAACAUGCUUUAGCAUUGACUUUGGAUGGAAAAGUAUUUUCUUGGGGUGAAGGUGAAGAUGGAAAGUUAGGCCAUGGAAAUAGGUUAAAUCUAGAUAAACCAAAAAUGAUUGAGCGUUUGAGAAGCAAAAGAAUCAGAGAUAUUGCCUGCGGCAGUUCCCAUUCUGCCGCAAUCAGCAGCAGCGGAGAGCUAUUUACUUGGGGUUUGGGUGAAUAUGGUCGUUUAGGUCACGGUGAUAACAUUACUCAACUGAAACCGAAAUUAGUGAAGACCCUUGUUGGUCAUAGAAUAGUCCAAGUAGCUUGCGGUAGUAGAGAUGCGCAAACCUUGGCAUUAUCCGACGAGGGUUUGGUGUUCUCCUGGGGUGAUGGAGAUUUUGGAAAAUUGGGUCGAGGUGGUUCAGAAGGAUGUAACAUUCCUCAUAACAUCGAACGGUUAAAUGCGCUGAACGUUGCUCAAAUAGAAUGCGGAGCGCAAUUUUCUUUAGCCCUUACUAAAAAUGGUGAAAUUUGGACAUGGGGUAAAGGAGAUUACUUCCGAUUGGGCCAUGGUACGGAUCAGCACGUAAGGAAACCAACAAUGAUCGAGACUUUCAGAGAUAAAAAGAUUAUCCACGUUGCUGUGGGAGCCUUGCAUUGUCUAGCGGUUACAGAUAAUGGUCAAGUUUAUGCUUGGGGGGACAAUGACCAUGGCCAGCAGGGAAAUGGAACCACUGCAGUUAAUAGAAAACCGGCUCUCGUUCAUGGCUUAGAGGACGUUUUCAUUAAUCGCGUGGCGUGCGGUAGCUCACAUUCUAUAGCAUGGACAUUGCAAGACAUGCAAACUGUAUCCAUGCAAGAACCUGUGAUGUUUUCCGUGCCAAAAGAUCCUCUGGGAUCUUCCAUAUUGGGUCUAUAUGAUGGCGAAAAGACCAGCAAUCGAGUUUCGAAAAAGGAGCCGACUUUAAGCGGUAUUGUUAUGUCCUUGGAAAGCAAUACAGCUAAGCAACAAGCGCUCCAACAUAUUUUGAACGCGAUUCACAUACAGCAACUUCGCCAGGCUAUUAUAAAGGCUCUGUGCAGUCAUACAAAUAUGAAUGCAUCAAAUAAUAGCAAGGUAAACGCAGGUCAUGAAACUCCACCGGAAGGAGAAUCUACACUUGGUGGCAAAGAUGCGGACAUAAUUGUAACGGGUGGCGGUGAAGCUCCUGCUUCUCUAGCAGAAUUAGGUUGUCUCAAUAGCCACCAGUCUACUCCAGAAAGUGAUGAAAAUCCAAUAGCUUUAAUGCAGUCUAUGACAGCUAGUAGUUGCUCCGCCAGCUUAUCCUCUAAACAUUCUCGAAUGUCUACAAGCGCUAUGUCUGUUAUUGCCGCCACUCUGACUUCGCACGCGGAAGUUGUUGGAGAUGGUGAUGUAACUGGUUUGGAUGAAUUUACCGUGCUUCUAACCGAGAGCGAUGCUAAACUUAUCGUCGAUUUAUUGAAGUUGGCCGUUGUUGAUAGAAUUGAAGAUGAGCAUGCCAAAGAAAUUCUGUCUACCGUUCUUACAAACAUGGGGAUUGCGAAUAAAUCUAUAGGAGCUAUGCUUCUUGAGAUCUGCGUUACUGAAUUGGAGGACACUACAAGCAAUACACAUACGCUGUCUAUGACGCCUCAUCCAGUUGUUCAAGAGUCCAGCCAUCCUUAUGUGGACGAUGUUACGCUUAGAGGACACGUGAGGUUACCUGGCGCUGACGCUUUGAGAGUGGAAUUUGAUAGGAGAUGUUCGACUGAGAGGAGACACGACCCCUUAACAAUCACAGAUGGCAGAGGGAAAGUUGUGGCCACUAGAUCGGGCAGAGAAAGAACGGAUUGGUCAGCUGAACUUCGAAUUCCUGGCGAUGAAUUGUACUGGUCUUUUGUGAGCGAUAGCUCUGUAAACGGCUGGGGCUGGAGGUUUACCGUCUACCCUAUAAUGUCUAAUCAAUCCCCGAAAGAAUUAGGUUCAGACAGGGCUGUUCUUAGUCAACCAUCCGUUGAUAUGGUCAUGUGCCUUUUGGAUCCAAAAAUAUACAAAUCCACAGAUACUGCUUUAAUGUCUCGAUUGGCAGCCGCUUUAGCCUCCUGUUCGCAGCUUAGUUUUCUUUCGUCUAGUCAACGAAUGUGGGCUUUGCAAAAACUGCACCGAUUGUUAGUAACCGAUGACGACAAUAAAGGUCUUGGAUUUCAGUUGCAGCAACUUCGCGCACCGGACAAUGCGCUUGGAGGACUUUUGGAAGAGUUACCUCAAGCAUUGUUGCGACAGUAUGAACAUGAAGAUAAUUCAGUUAGGGCUGGUGUGCACUUGAUGCAUUCUGAUUUCUUCAAAGUGCUAGCUGCCCUAGCAUGCGAUUUGGAACUGGAUAAAAUGAUAGGCGUUUUAUCUGAUAACCAUAAGUGGUCUUGGUUCAGAAGAUAUUGCAAUGCCUCGCGUGUCGCUAAAUCUCUGAUCCAUCGUACAGUGCUUCCCGCACAAUUCAGCAUGGAAGUCCGGAAGAAAGCAACGGAUGCUUCCCAAGAGUUGAUGCUAGCUGCACCAGGAUGUUCAACUGGUGAUAUUUGGGAUCACGAACGUCACGAUGUGUUCAAGAAGGAGCAUGAUGAGCAACUACUGCAAUGGCUGAGUAGGAGGCCGGAUGAUUGGACCCUCUCAUGGGGCGGAUCUGGGACGAUUUAUGGAUGGGGUCAUAACCAUCGAGGUCAGUUGGGCGGUAUCGAAGGUGCUAAAGUUAAAGUACCAACAACAUGUGAUUCGCUUUCCGGUCUGCGGCCAGUUCAGUUGGCGGGCGGAGAGCAAACGCUAUUUGCAGUCACAGCUGAUGGUAAAGUUUAUGCCACUGGUUACGGAGCUGGUGGACGAUUGGGAAUCGGUGGAAUUGAUUCCGUGCUUGUGCCUACACUUCUUGAAUCUAUUCAACAUGUGUUCAUAAAGAAGGUCGCCGUCAAUUCUGGUGGUAAACACUGUUUAGCAUUGUCGGCUGAUAACGAGGUGUACUCAUGGGGCGAGGGAGAUGAUGGAAAACUGGGACAUGGCAACAAAACCACUUGCGAUAGACCUAAGUUGGUGGAAGCGCUGCAGGGAUACGAUAUUGUGGUCAUUGCGUGUGGUGGUGCCCAUUCUGCUGCCAUUGAUAGUUUAGGACAACUGUUUACUUGGGGCAAAGGACGUUAUGGAAGAUUAGGCCACGGAGAUAGCGAAGACCAUCUGAAGCCUAAAAUUGUUGAACAUCUGCUUGGUUAUCGCGUUAUAGACGUGGCUUGUGGAUCCGGUGAUGCUCAAACUCUUUGCAUCACAGAUGAUGAUAAUGUUUGGUCCUGGGGUGAUGGAGAUUAUGGAAAAUUAGGUCGUGGAGGUUCUGAUGGUUGUAAGGUGCCCAUGAAAAUCGAAACUCUAGCUGGUUUGGGAAUUAUUAAAGUUGAAUGUGGUUCGCAGUUCUCAAUGGGUCUCACGAAAUCAGGAUACAUAUAUACUUGGGGUAAAGGGGACUACCACAGAUUAGGACAUGGACCAGAUGAGCACAUUCGAAGACCACGCAAGAUAACUUCGCUUCCCGGCAAAAAGUUUAUUUCAAUAGCAACUGGCUCGCUUCAUUGCGUAGCGUCCACAGACGAAGGGGAGGUUUACACGUGGGGCGAUAACGACGAGGGGCAGCUGGGCGAUGGAACGACGAACGCCAUUCAAAGACCCCGACUGGUUGCUUCUUUGCAAGGAAAGAAAAUUACGAACGUUGCCUGCGGAUCUGCCCACACUCUAGCAUGGUCCACAAGUAAUCACACCUCAGCUGCGAGGCUUCCGACUCAAGCACCAAUGGAGUACGAUCUCUUGAAGGAUAUUCCUAUGCAGGUGCUUCACAGACGUUUAAUACUCUUGCAUCAUUUCUCCGAACUAAUUUGCCCAUGUAUAACGAUGUUCCCAAUCACUGGUCUUGGCUCUCUUCAUGAACUACGAAAUAUAUUGGUGUAUUCCAUCAAGGAAGCCACCUUCAGAAAGGUUGUUCAAGCAACUAUGGUCCGUGAUAAACAGCACGGUCCAGUUAUAGAAUUGAACAGAAUCCAAGUGAAGAGGUCAAGAUCACGAGGUGGUUUAGCGGGAGUAGAUGGAAUGAAAUCUGUUUUUGGUCAAAUGGUCAGCAAACUGCCACAACUUACUUCCGAGGCUUUGUCGUUACCCCAUCGCAUCUGGAAAGUUAAAUUUGUCGGUGAGAGCGUCGACGAUUGCGGUGGCGGAUACAGCGAGAGUAUUGCAGAAAUGUGCGAUGAACUUCAAAAUGGAUCUUUGCCUCUUUUGAUACCUACUCCAAACGGGCGUGACGAAGCUGGAACUAAUCGAGACUGCUUCCUAUUGAAUCCCUUGGCGAAAUCCUGUUUGCACUUGAACAUGUUCCGAUUCUUAGGUGUAUUGAUGGGAAUCGCAGUGAGAACCGGCUCACCACUAAGUAUUAAUUUGGCGGAAGCAGUUUGGAAGCAACUCGCCGGCAUGGAGUUAACGCCCGGAGAUUUGACUGAAGUUGAUAGAGAUUACGUGCCUGGGUUACUGUGCAUUAGGGAUAUGGGGCCGGAUGAACGACUCUUCCAGAACUUGGAAAUGCCUUUCUCGACGCCUUCUUCUUGCGGCACUGAUGUUCCACUGAGCACGAAAUAUAAGCGAAUCACUUACGAAAACCGCAUGGAAUACGUUCGAUUGGCCCUGAACUUUAGGAUUCAUGAGUUCGACGAACAAGUUAAAGCCGUUAGGGAUGGAAUGUCAAAGGUAAUACCGGUACCUUUGCUGUCUUUGUUCAGUGCUUACGAGUUGGAAACUAUGGUUUGCGGUUCUCCCGACAUUCCCUUGACAAUGUUGAAAUCAGUUGCAACUUACAAAGGUAUCGACAGUACGUCACCUUUGAUCCAAUGGUUCUGGGAAGUUAUGGAGGACUUUUCGAACCAGGAAAGAUCUCUGUUCCUUAGGUUUGUCUGGGGUAGAACCAGGUUGCCACGUACCAUCGCGGACUUCAGGGGUCGUGAUUUCGUGAUACAGGUAUUGGACAAGUACAAUCCGGCUGAUCACUUUCUGCCUGAGAGUUACACAUGCUUCUUCCUGCUGAAAAUGCCCAGAUACUCUUGCAAGCCUGUCCUCCAGGAGAAGUUAAAAUACGCAAUACACUUCUGCAAGUCGAUUGAUACGGACGAGUACGCUAGGGUGGCGAUGGCCGGAGAUCUGGCGGUGAGCUCGAGUUCGGAUGCGGAUAGUGAUCCUGAAAUGGACAGCGAUCAUGAACAAAUCGUAGCCCGUCCAACAUUCAUACCGCCAUCGAUCGUUUAAAGGGAAACAAAAUCGAACAUUUUUAAACCAUUUUAUAUAUAUAUAUAUAUACACAUACAAACGGACACAUAACGUAUUCGAGCUUUACAUGUUAAUCUGUUCUCAUUAUCUUUGAAAUUAGUUUUGUUCAUUUUGUUUAUUCUCAUAAUCUCGGCUUUCCAUUUUUUCUACGGUGAACAAUUUUUGUUUAAGUUGUUUUCCCCCC